Molecule: messenger RNA, 357 nt
Organism: Cornus florida
Lineage: Eukaryota; Viridiplantae; Streptophyta; Magnoliopsida; Cornales; Cornaceae
Exons: 1
Coding region: 1-357 (118 amino acids)
Biological process (GO): cellular response to unfolded protein; protein refolding
Cellular component (GO): cytoplasm
Molecular function (GO): heat shock protein binding; ATP hydrolysis activity; ATP binding
Source: RefSeq, a predicted model, not a curated record
AUGGCGCAUCACAUUCUGGAUGAGUUCAAUAAGAGGUAUAGUGGUGUCUAUGCUAACAUGGCUGUGAUCAAUCGACUACUCAUCCCAUGCGAGAAGGCAAAAUUUUCACUGUCAUCAAAUGAUAUUGUCAAGGUCGAGGUGAAACAAUUGUUAGAGUCGGUUGAUUAUAGCACCUCCUUCACACGCCCCAAGUUUGAGGAGCUCAAUGGGUAUCUUUUCGAGCCUUUGGUUAAAAUUAUAAGGUGUUAUUUGAGGAAGUUUGCGAAUGACAAGUAUAGCCGCCUGCAUGAGAUUGUGUUGGUUGGGGGAUGUUCAAACAUUCCCAAACUUCGAGAAGUGGUACAGGCACAGUUUUAG